Aureobasidium vineae is the source of this 228-nucleotide messenger RNA. Lineage: Eukaryota; Fungi; Ascomycota; Dothideomycetes; Dothideales; Saccotheciaceae. The record is from the annotation of a GenBank genome assembly.
GCACUCGGCGGUCUCACAGACACAGUCGGCAAGACCGGCAAGGGCCUCACCGAUACCGUAGGCAACACUGUCCAAGGCGUUGGCAAAGGCGCCAGCGAUACCGUUGGCUCUGCUACUAAAGGUGUUAGCGAUACCACAAAGGGACUUGGAGAUAGUGCUAAGAGUGCUACUGGAGGCUCCAGCGGCGGUGCUCCUGCUAGUGGAGGUGACCCUAAUCAUCUUGGACUG